Messenger RNA from Nicrophorus vespilloides, 2363 nucleotides. It is a transcript of the gene Marcal1, whose product is annotated as SWI/SNF-related matrix-associated actin-dependent regulator of chromatin subfamily A-like protein 1. The record is from RefSeq and is a predicted model, not a curated record. Gene Ontology annotation, cellular component: nuclear replication fork. Gene Ontology annotation, molecular function: ATP-dependent chromatin remodeler activity; ATP binding. The coding region runs from base 95 to 2290 and encodes 731 amino acids. The transcript has 6 exons. NCBI's taxonomy places the organism in Eukaryota, Metazoa, Arthropoda, Insecta, Coleoptera, Silphidae. Gene Ontology annotation, biological process: replication fork processing; DNA repair.
CAAUAACAAAUAUGAUAACCCAAAUUUCAUAUAUUUUUAUUGUGAUUGUAAUAAUGUAAAAUCAAUAGAAUUAGUGAGAAUUAUAGCUGAAAAGAUGAUGCAGUGCACGGAUGAACAGAUACAGGCGAAACGAGCGGAGGCUCUGCGAAAAUUGGCUGCCAAAAAGGCGAAGCAACAGUUCAACCAAAAUAAUUAUCCAUCAACUUUUUUCAAAGGGAAAGAAGAUGCAGGUGUCAGGCAACAGCAGUCACCUCCGAUAUCCAAAUCGAACUACUUUAAAAUGAGAGACAACAGUGUACAGCAAUCGAUGAAGCAGAACCAUUACAAACCAUAUGAGAAACAACAAAUUGGUGUGCAGAAACCACUGCAAUUUUAUGGUUUAAAAAAUGAAGUGACUACAGCUAAACUGGCUUUGGUGAGUCCAAAUAGGUUCGCUGUUACAUUCUCUGGAUUCAAUCAGGCUGCAAUCGAUGUAAUGAAAACACUUCCAACAAGGUUCUAUGAUCCGCAGAGCAGAAUUUGGAAUUUUAAUAUCACAGACUAUGAAAGUUUGCAAAAUAAAUUGGCACCUUUGAAACCGGCAGUUGUUGUUGAUAAAUUACCAAUAUACGCAUUGAAAGUCUGCUGGCAGAAAAGUGAAAAUAUUUUAUACGAUUUAACUUGUAUUGAUAAUGAACUGUUGACUGCUUUAAUGCCUUUCCAGGAGGAAGGAGUAUGCUUUGGAAUCGGCAAGAAUGGUAGAUGCAUGAUUGCUGAUGAUAUGGGUCUUGGGAAGACUUUUCAAGCGCUCGGAAUUGCCUGCUACUAUAAACCUGAUUGGCCUAUGCUCAUUGUGACCACAGCGUCGAUGAGGAACGUUUGGGAGGAAACCAUACACAAAUACCUUACUUCAGUGCCUGUGAUGAGCGUUCAAUACAUGACGUCCGGCAAAGAUUUCAUCGAUCGCGCCUUAAUUCUGAUAGUCAGCCACGAUUUGCUCACAAGAUGUUCGGAUAAAUUGUUGCAGAGGAACUUCGGUGUGAUUAUUAUAGAUGAGUCGCACGUUCUCAAAAACUUCAAAGCUAAAUGCACGAAAGCCGCCAUCGAUGUGUGCAAAAGAGCGAAACGCGUGAUUCUGCUCAGCGGAACUCCGGCGCUCUCCAGACCGAGCGAACUCUUCUCGCAACUGUCGCUGAUAGAUGCGAAGUUCUUCGGUACGUUUUACGAAUUCAGCACGCGGUAUUGCGACGGCAAGCAGACCGGUUUCGGGUGGGAUGCUACAGGGCAAAGCAACCUGCAAGAGCUGGAGAUAAUCCUAGCAAAGAAGUUCAUGAUCAGAAGGACGAAGGAAGAAGUACUCAAAUCUCUGCCAAACAAAACGCAAGAAGUGAUCACGCUGGACGUGCAGUUGUCACAGUUCAGCCAAGAAGAUCAGGAUUGCUUGAUGUCGCUCGCCGCGAAAUACGCAAACGUGAAGAAGGAAAAGCACGCUGCGUUGCUAACGUUCUUCGCCGAAACAGCGAAAAUAAAGGUGCCUUCAGUAUGUUCUUACAUUAUGCAAGUCUUGGAAACCGAUAGAAAGUUUCUGGUUUUUGCCCAUCACCAAGUGAUGCUGAACGCCAUCGAAAAAGUGUUAGUCAAGAAGAACAAGAAAUACAUUAGGAUAGAUGGAAACACGACCUGUGAUCAACGAAAGUAUUACGUGGAUAAAUUCCAAUUGGACGAUAGUUUUACGUGCGCCGUCUUAUCUAUAACCGCUGCGAACGCGGGUAUUACGUUAACAGCCGCCCAAUUGGUUCUCUUCGCGGAGCUUCACUGGAAUCCAAGUAUUUUGAGUCAGGCUGAAUCACGAGCGCAUCGUAUCGGACAGGAAGGACACGUUACCAUUCAAUACCUGCUAGCACCGCGAACAUCGGAUGACUCGAUUUGGCCGCUGCUCCAGAACAAGCAGAAAACGUUAAAGGAAAUCGGUUUGAUGUCCGAAUCUUAUAAAGAUGUGAACGUGACGAACCAGAAGAAACCUGCUUCUGAUGGUCAGAUCGCCACGAAUUUAAACAACAGCUUGACAAGCUCAAACACCUUAGAUAUCUCUAGUUAUUUUAAAUCGCCGGAUAAGAAGGCUGCCGCGAAAACAGACUGUGAUGAAGAUAUGCUGGACGAGGACAUCGAUAUAUUUAUUAAUUUUCAAACGCAGAAGGAUCUGCCAACCAGUAUACGAAGCGAAACACCCAAGAACGAUGCACAUAAGACUGUGGAGGAGCACAUGUUGAACGAUGAUUUGGACGAUCUCUUCAACGGCAUUGAUUUUUAAUUUUAAAAUCUUUAUUUUGUUAUGUUUAUACUCAUUAAAUUAUAUUAUACAUCAAACAAAUGUUUCUAUCUAA